Chenopodium quinoa (quinoa) is the source of this 1477-nucleotide messenger RNA. RefSeq lists its product as uncharacterized. The coding region runs from base 543 to 1196 and encodes 217 amino acids. The record is from RefSeq and is a predicted model, not a curated record. The transcript is spliced from 3 exons. Lineage: Eukaryota; Viridiplantae; Streptophyta; Magnoliopsida; Caryophyllales; Amaranthaceae.
UAGGCAUCAAGCCUUGGAAAAAGUUUCACAAGCACAGCACAUUAAAAUAAAGAACAAAAUGCUAAAAAAAAGAACUAAAUAGCAUUUUCAUUUUGAUUUUUAACAGCAUAUGCAAAUUUAGCUGAAUAACCCUUUAACUUUUUACCUUUUCUCCUUUAUUAUAAUUAUAAAUUAUAAAUUGUCUGUGUUACCAAAUUAUUCUGUUUCCUCUUUUCAGUCAACAAAUGAUAUGUCCAUAUGCUAAUUGGUUCCUCUUUUUUUUACUCUCUUCCCUUCUUUCUUUUUUUUAUUUUUUUUUCAAUUUUUUUUAACUUUUAAUUUUUAAUUUUAUCACUCUCAUUUCUCACACUACUCUCUGUUCCCUGCUUCUGAAAGUUGCUAAAAUCUGUAACACUUCACCACCUUCCUUUAAUUUGUUGAACAAGAAAAGCCAAAAAAGGAAAAUGACAGAGAUCUUCUCCUCUUCUUCUUGAUUGAGGUGACCAUUCCCAUGCAUUUUCUACUAUAAUACUUCAUUUCAAUCACUCUCUUGUUUUGCAGCUAUGGCUGCACACCAGGAAGAGGGUUGGCCUCUGGGUUUGCAGCCAUUGAAUGUGAGAAUUGGAUUAGGAAGAGCUCGUGAUUAUUUUGGGUCAAUGUCAUUCAAUACUACAAUGCUUACUGGUUCACCAACUUCUACAGAUUCUUCAUCUGAUUUAGACACCGAGUCCACAGGGUCCUUCUUCCAUGACAGAAGCAUCACAUUAGGAAGCCUUAUUGGAGUUUCUAGCAUUCUAGAACUUUCUAGAAGAUCAAUAAGGGGAAGAAGACCAGAACCACUCAAAGUCAAGAAACCUUGCAAAACUAAACCUUGGAUAUUCUCGCUUUGCUCGAGGGACAGUAUAGACGUCAAGAGUUCUACCACUAGCACCCCAUCCCUUGGCCAGUUUCUUGCAGUAGAGAGGAGGGCGGCUAAUAAUGAGCACAGGAGAAACCAGAGCCACAAUAUAGAAGUCCCAGAUGAAAUUUCUAUGGCACAGCCCAUACCCCAGCCCAAUUCGUUAUUUGUUGAUGGUCGUGUGGCUCCUCCUCAAUCAAGCCCCCAAUCUGGUUCAGAAUGCGAGGACGGUAACAGUGGAGGAAUCGAUCAUGGAAACCAUCAUGGGCAUGGAGUUCCUGUGUUAUUUUCAUGCAUGUGUGGGCAGGAUACUCACUGAUUUAGCAUAAUUCAUCUUCUUAUUGGUUGUUAACCAUAUUUGUGUGUUUGGAAUGUUACGUUGAUGAAAUUUCAUAGCAGGGUCCAUGGAUAAGUUGGCUUUAGGAAGAUGGGCAUGUAUGUUGUAGAGUUAGGUACAUUUGUUAUUCCUAUAUGCAGCAGUUUCCUUGUCUUUUGUUCAUUCUGCCUGUCAUUAAAGAGUGAAUGUUGUGUAUGAAAAUUGUUCUUUCUCCGCCCAAAUAAUGCUAACUUCAUGCAUGUGUGAUUCAGUUUGACAUCAAA